This is a messenger RNA of Capronia epimyces CBS 606.96, 1428 nucleotides long. Its product is annotated as oligosaccharyl transferase complex subunit OST4. The coding region runs from base 1 to 1428 and encodes 475 amino acids. NCBI's taxonomy places the organism in Eukaryota, Fungi, Ascomycota, Eurotiomycetes, Chaetothyriales, Herpotrichiellaceae. Gene Ontology annotation, cellular component: oligosaccharyltransferase complex; endoplasmic reticulum membrane. The record is from RefSeq and is a predicted model, not a curated record. The transcript has 4 exons.
AUGCGCCUCUUCUCAUCUUUAUGUCUUCUGUUACUGGCAUGCUUGGGGCUGGUGUCGUGCAGAAGCGCAGUUGGGAAUAGAGUGCUCGUCAUCUUGGAGGAUGAAUCGCAGAAGAGCCUGUACUCCAAGUUCUGGGCUGACUUGAAAGCCCGGGAGUUUGAAGUGUCCUUCGAAUCGCCUCGAAACGAGCUGUUGUCGCUGUUCAGGCAUGGCCAGUUGGCCUACGAACAUUUACUGCUGACACCGCCGAAAUCCAAGGGUUACGGACCAUCAUUGACGCCCAAGAUCCUCCUUGACUAUGUCAACGCAGGCGGAAAUGUCCUGCUCGGCCUCUCCUCCGAGUCGGGCACUCCCGCUGCCAUAUCCUCCCUUCUCCUCGAGUUUGACAUCUCAUUAUCUCCCGACAAACAUUCCGUUGUCGUCGACCAUUUCAACCAUGACGCCAUCUCUGCGGCCGACAAGCACGAUGUUCUGCUGGUCGAGCGUCCGCCACAGUUGCGGCCAGACGUGGUCAACUUCUUUGGUGGUGAUGGCAUCUUGGCCAUACCGAAAGCUGUGGGACAGACACUUGGGCCGGCUAGUCCUUUGAUCGCCCCAAUUCUCAAGGCGCCCAAAACGGCAUACGCGUACAACCCCAAGGAGGAUGCGGAGAGCGUCGAGGAUCCAUUCGCGACCGGAUCGCAGCUGGACCUCAUAUCGGCAUUGCAGGCUCGCAAUUCCGCCCGAUUUACUGUCCUCGGGUCACUGGAAAUGUUGCAGGACAAAUGGUUCGACGCCUCUGUCAAAUUGCCGGGCGGGAAGACCAGCAAGACGGUCAAUCAGGAAUUCGCAAAACAGUUGACGGAAUGGACGUUCCAAGAGGUUGGUGUGCUUAAGGUCUUUUCGGUGCAGCACUACGAAAUCACUACGUCGAGCAAACCUGCCGAGAACACAACUCAGAUUGGGGAGUAUAACCCUGCUAUGUAUCGGAUCAAAAACGAUGUGAACUUCUCCCUCGAGAUAGGCCAGUACGAUCGGACGCAUUACGUGCCAUUUGUUGUUCCCGACACAGACGCCCUACAGCUCGAAUUCACCAUGCUCUCUCCCUUCCACCGCCUGCCGCUCAUCCCAUCCUCCACCACCAGCAACAGCACCAUCUACAGCGCGACCUUCACCACGCCAGACCAGCACGGCAUCUUCGCAUUCAAAGUCAACUACAAACGACCCUUCUUAACCCCCAUCGAGGAGAGACAUGAAGUCACUGUCCGGCAUUUUGCGCAUGACGAGUGGCCCCGCUCGUGGGCAAUCACCGGCGCCUGGCCCUGGCUGGCUGGAUUGUGGAGUGUCAUUGCUGGAUUUUUGUUCUUUGUCAUCUUGUGGCUGUACUGUGAGCCGCCGAAGGAGGAGGCUGCGCGCCGGCGAAAGCUGAGUGUAAGUGUGUCCAAAUAA